Messenger RNA from Zootoca vivipara (common lizard), 1218 nucleotides. RefSeq names its product vomeronasal type-2 receptor 26-like. Gene Ontology annotation, biological process: G protein-coupled receptor signaling pathway. Gene Ontology annotation, molecular function: G protein-coupled receptor activity. NCBI's taxonomy places the organism in Eukaryota, Metazoa, Chordata, Lepidosauria, Squamata, Lacertidae. The record is from RefSeq and is a predicted model, not a curated record. Gene Ontology annotation, cellular component: plasma membrane.
AUGGACGGCAUGUAUUUGGAUGAGAACGGGGAACUGGCAGCUGACUUGGACAUUGUGAGCUGGGUGGUGUUUCCCAAUAAGUCCAGCCAUAGGGAGAGGAUUGGGAGCAUCAAUAGACAGAGAUCCCUCGACCUAAAGUGCACCAUCGACCGGAAUGCCACUGUGUGCCCCAUAUGGCUCAACCAGCCCCUGCCUGCUUCCAGGUGUGUGGAAAGUUGCCAGCCUGGAUUCUUCAAGGUAUCUCAGGAAGGAAUGCUGCUCUGCUGCUAUGACUGCGUUCCCUGUGCGGAAGGAACCAUUGCCACUCAGGAAGAUGCAGAGCAUUGCGUCAGGUGUCCAGAAGAUCAGCAUCCAAACAAGGACAGAGAUCAAUGUUUCUACAAGAUCGUCACCUUCCUGGCUUAUGGAGAACCUUUGGGGAUCUUCCUAGCUUCCUUUGCCCUAUUCUUAUCCUUAACCACGUGUGUUGUGCUAGGAAUAUUCAUUAUAUUCCAAGAAACUCCCAUAGUCAAAGCCAACAACCGGAGCCUCUCCUAUAUCCUCCUCAUCUCCCUCCUGCUUUCUUUUUUGUCCUCCUUCCUCUUCAUUGGAAGGCCAAGGAAAGUGACCUGCCUUCUCCGACAAGUGGCCUUCAGCAUCAUCUUUUCGGUUGCUGUCUCCUCUGUGUUGUCAAAAACCAUCACUGUGGUGCUGGCUUUUCUGGCCACAAAGCCAGGAAACACUAUGAGGAGAUGGCUGGGAAAGAGUCUGGCCAACUCCAUUGUCAUUUCCUGUUCCAGUGUCCAAGUUGUCAUCUGCAUCAUCUGGCUGGGAAUCUCUCCACCCUUCCCAGAGUCUGACAGGCAUUCCCAGCCUAGGGAGAUCAUCCUGCAAUGUAAUGAAGGGUCUAUUGCCAUGUUUUAUGCUUCCCUUAGCUACAUGGGCUUCCUGGCCGCCAUCUGCUUCACAGUGGCUUUCUUAGCCAGGAAGCUGCCUGGAAAUUUCAAUGAAGCCAAGCUAAUCACCUUCAGCAUGCUGGUCUUCUGCAGCGUUUGGGUCUCGUUUGUACCCACCUACUUGAGCACAAAGGGGAAGUACAUGGUAGCUGUACAGAUCUUCUCCAUCUUGGCCUCCAGUGCUGGGCUUCUGGGCUGCAUCUUUAUUCCCAAGUGCUACAUUAUUGUACUGAGGCCUGAUCUGAACACAAAAGAGCAUCUGACAACAAAAGCUGACUCCUAA